Hypoxylon trugodes is the source of this 474-nucleotide messenger RNA. RefSeq lists its product as uncharacterized. The coding region runs from base 1 to 474 and encodes 157 amino acids. The transcript has a single exon. Lineage: Eukaryota; Fungi; Ascomycota; Sordariomycetes; Xylariales; Hypoxylaceae. The record is from RefSeq and is a predicted model, not a curated record.
AUGAGGUUCGCCAACACUACUCUCUCAGCUAUCGUAACCUCCUAUGUCACUACCUUAGGCGAGCGAAAAUAUGACCAAAUAGCGCUCUACUUCGCACCGAACGCCAAUUGGUGGGUUAAUGGGAACCCAGCAUGCAACCCAGACGCAGGCGACGGCACGGUGGCUACACGAUUACCAACGCUACCCGGUCUUCUAGGUCGUUUCGACAAUCUCUCCUUCGACGUACUCAAUAUCGUGGAGCAGGACGACAAAGUGAUAGCUGAGACUAUAUGCACGGGACUUGGCCCUCAAGACUUGGUUUAUGUCAAUAACAUUACCAUGUCCUUCGUGCUUAACGACGACGGCAAGUUUACGACAGUCAGGGAGUUUCCGGAUUUUAAUGAGCUCAAUUGGGUUAACGAGUGGUUCAAAGAACAUAAUACCACUGGUACUUCUUCACGGCGGUCGGAUUCAAUGGGGCGGAAGUGGGCGUAA